This is a messenger RNA of Geodia barretti, 320 nucleotides long. Lineage: Eukaryota; Metazoa; Porifera; Demospongiae; Tetractinellida; Geodiidae. The record is from the annotation of a GenBank genome assembly.
CUCGCCUUCACUUAGUAACCAUCCCAUUAAUGUGGGUCCUUACUAUGCUUUGGUCCUUCCUGCCAUUCCUUUGCCCAUCGAUCGGCCUUCCGGCCAUCUGUGACGGAGGCUCACCCACCUCUGGGACUGGGUCCCUGUGCAGUUUCCAGCCAAGAAACUCCCGAGACACUGAACAAGUCUGCCACCAGUUCACCGUACCACACAACCGUCGCUCAGUGAGAGAGGAGCUGAAAGGUCCACGACUACACAAACGCCAAUCAACCUUCAACCCCAAACAUCUUUCCAUGGAUCCAACACCUUUCAACCUCGCGGAGCACGGC